CAGAUCGUUAAAUCCUCACUCACUCAAAUAUCACAACCUAACCGCCGCAAGCACCUCCUCCACAAGCAAAACUUCCUCCGACCAGACAUACCCAAGCCACCAUCCCAUUCAAGGUGCAUUAUUUUCUCCCCAAAAGCGCACACUGACCUGAAUUCAGAAUGAAGCUCGACGUGGAUGUGUUGAGAUAUCUCUACAAAGAUGAUUUUAGGGUUCUCACCGCCGUUGAAUUGGGCAUGCGGAAUCAUGAAAUCGUACCCACGGAACUCAUCGAUCGAAUUGCGCGUCUCAAGCAUGGAGGCACGUACAAAGUUUUGAAGAAUUUGCUCAAGCACAAGUUGCUGCAUCAUGACUCUUCUAAAUAUGAUGGAUUCCGCCUUACCUAUCUUGGUUAUGAUUUUCUUGCCAUUAAAACUAUGGUGAACAAAGGAGUGUUUGUUGCUGUUGGUCGCCAAAUCGGUGUUGGAAAGGAAUCUGAUAUAUUUGAGGUUGCCCGUGAAGAUGGAACUGUUCUAGCCAUGAAGUUGCAUAGACUUGGUAGAGUCUCUUUUAGAGCUGUCAAAUCUAAGCGUGACUACUUGAGACAUCGAAGUAGUUAUAAUUGGCUCUAUUUGUCUCGCCUUGCUGCCCUUAAAGAAUUUGCUUUCAUGAAGGCUCUGGAAACCCAUGGCUUUCCUGUUCCAAAUGCUGUAGAGCACAAUAGACAUUGUGUAGUCAUGUCACUUGUCCAAGGUUAUUCUCUUGUUCAGGUGAAGCAGUUGCAAAAUCCAGAGACAGUUUUUGAGACAAUCAUUGGUUUAGUUGUUCGGUUGGCUGAGCGUGGCCUUAUCCAUUGUGAUUUCAAUGAAUUCAAUAUCAUGAUUGACGAUGACGAAAAAAUUACCAUGAUUGAUUUUCCUCAAAUGGUAUCCGUGUCACAUCGUAAUGCACAGAUGUACUUUGACCGUGAUGUUGAAUGCAUCUUUAAAUUUUUCAGGAAAAGGUUCAAUCUUUCUUUUGAAGAAAGCUUAGAUGAUAUGGACGGUUCUGAUGAGGGAAGAGAUGGAGCUGGAAAACCCUGUUUUUCUGCGAUAGAAAGAAGUUCUGGUUUUCUAGAUAGGGAGCUUGCUGCCAGUGGCUUUACUAGAAAGGAUGAAGAAGAUAUUCAAAGGUUCAUUGAAGGAAAGGCAGAGAGUGAUACGAAUUCAGAGGGUGAAGAGGUUGACUUAGAAGACCUGAAUGAAGCAGGCACUAUUGAUGGUAAUUCUUCUGACUUGUUGGAACAGAAUGAGGGAUAUGAAAGUCAGUGGAUAGAGAAGACUUGUGAAGCACGUGAAAGCAGUGGAUCUGAAAAGAAAGAUGCAAAUGACAAUGAGGAAAACAAUGAAGAAGUCACGGAAAAUGAAGCUGAACUCGUUAAGAGCUUGAAUAAGCAAAGACGACGUGCUGUGGCAGCAGUUCGUAAGGGACAUAAGACUAUUGGAGGCAGAAAUUCCUACAAAGACAAAGGUGGUAGGUCAUCUCACAAUUCUAAAAUCCAGAAACAGUUGAGCAGCUGGUGAAAUAUGUAGGAACCAAAACACCUGUGAUGUUCAAUGGUGCCAUUCAUGAGACACCUUAAAGUUUUGGUAGGAUAUUGUAGACGACAUUUGUCUGGUCAAACUUUCAUAGGUAAAGUUCAGAAAUAUAGGUUAUGAUCGACCCAUCCUCUGUGAAAUACUGUUAUUUGGAAUGAAAAUUUUGCCAUUCUCUAUCAGAAACUUGUCACAUUAGAAUAU
Molecule: messenger RNA, 1754 nt
Organism: Vigna umbellata (rice bean)
Lineage: Eukaryota; Viridiplantae; Streptophyta; Magnoliopsida; Fabales; Fabaceae
Product: serine/threonine-protein kinase rio2-like
Biological process (GO): maturation of SSU-rRNA; protein phosphorylation
Cellular component (GO): nucleus; cytosol; preribosome, small subunit precursor
Molecular function (GO): protein serine/threonine kinase activity; ATP binding
Source: RefSeq, a predicted model, not a curated record